Triticum dicoccoides is the source of this 1026-nucleotide messenger RNA. Its product is annotated as protein CURVATURE THYLAKOID 1D, chloroplastic-like. The transcript has 5 exons. Lineage: Eukaryota; Viridiplantae; Streptophyta; Magnoliopsida; Poales; Poaceae. Bases 131 to 682 code for a protein of 183 amino acids. Gene Ontology annotation, cellular component: thylakoid; chloroplast thylakoid membrane. The record is from RefSeq and is a predicted model, not a curated record.
CUCGUGUCUGUGCGCGACAGCCAGUACACACUACACAGACAGGCAGUGGUGCUGUGAGCUCCUCCGGAAACCUCGCCACCCCCAGUCUCGCUCGAGCAGAACUACAAGCUUGGGGAAAAAAAAAUCUCCGAUGGCUCCGCCCGCUUCGCACGCCGGCGCCGCGCUGGUGCGCCUCCCACCCCGCCGCGCGCCGAGCUCCCUGCCGCAGCAAGGUUUUGGCCGCGCCGGAGCCUCGCGGGUGGCCGUGCGUGCCACCAAGGACUCGGACGGGUUCAGACGUCUGGUCUCUGAGAAGCCCGAGUGGCCGGCGCCGGCGCCGGCGAAGCGGGAGGGGCUGGAUGGUUUCGGCCGGGAGGCGAGCAAUGGGGAGGAAGACGGGCAGGUGCAGGGCGAGCUGGCUCCGUGGAGCGUUCUCAACCAGCUGGGCGUCGAGUUGGAUUCUGACAGUUCAUAUACUGCUCUAGUCUAUGGGUCCUCCGCCAUUGUUGCUAUUUGGAUAUCAUCAAUAGUGGUUUCUGCACUUGAAUCAGUCCCCGUGGUUCCUCAGGUGAUGGAAGUGGUUGGCCUCGGCUUCACAGUUUGGUUCACCUCGCGAUAUCUGAUAUUUAAGGAAAACAGGGACGAGUUGAUCAUGAGAAUCAGCUCCAUCAAGAAGCAGGUACUUGGGUCUCGUGACGACUGAGCAAUUUCCGGGCGGUCUGUUGUAGUUGUAGUGAAAAGAUGCUGCACUGAAACAUGGAUGGUGUUUUUGAAGAGAUGACCUGGUACCCAUACCUGCUUUCCCUUUUUCGACAAAAAAUGUUCUGAAUAAUUAGUAUAUUUUAUUUCCAGGCCUGCCUUGAGAUCGUGUCCGUUUCUAAAUUAGUUUUAGCGAGUCGUGUCACUGGACCGUUGCGCCUUUCUGUCACACCGUUGGAAUAAAGUGUAGAUGCCGGGCAAUGGGCAAUGCCGGCUUGCGGAAUUCUUUGUGUUGCAUGCGACCCGCUGGGGUGGCUAAUUAUUCAAGUCAUCGUUCAUGACGAUAUA